Messenger RNA from Gadus morhua (Atlantic cod), 9095 nucleotides. Its product is annotated as ankyrin-3. Gene Ontology annotation, molecular function: protein binding. Lineage: Eukaryota; Metazoa; Chordata; Actinopteri; Gadiformes; Gadidae. Bases 1 to 8772 code for a protein of 2923 amino acids. The transcript has 19 exons. Gene Ontology annotation, biological process: signal transduction. The record is from RefSeq and is a predicted model, not a curated record.
AUGGUAACGACAACAGAGGUGCAGCCUAUCAUGGAGGAGGCCUCAGGCUGUGGUCUGCUCGUACCGCGCUGUCUCCUCGGCCCCCCGCCCACGGUGGUGGGGACUGCGGAGCUCUGCUGCGGAGUGGACCAGCUCCCCCCGCUCACGCUUCAGCAGAACCAGCCGCCCGCAGGCAGCGCCGCUCUGAGAGGGACCUUAAGACCCGCUGGGGACGGAGGCAGGGUGUCUGACUCUGACUCUGAGCCCAGCAGGGUGUCUGACUCUGACUCUGAGCCCAGCAGGGUGCCUGACUCUGACUCUGCGUCCAGCAGGGUGCCUGACUCUGAGCCCAGCAGGGUGUCUGACUCUGACUCUGAGCCCUCAGGGUGUCUGACUCUGACUCUGAGCCCAGCAGGGUGCCUGACUCUGUCCCCUCAGCCCAGCAGGGUGUCUGACUCUGAGCCCAGCAGGGUGUCUGACUCUGAGCCCAGCAGGGUGUCUGACUCUGACUCUGAGCCCAGCAGGGUGCCUGACUCUGACUCUGAGCCCAGCAGGGUGCCUGACUCUGACUCUGAGCCCAGCAGGCUCUGCCUCCUCUGCCAGGUCCUGGAGGGGCGUCCCGUCUUCGUGGAUUGCUACGGCAACCUGGCACCGCUGACCAAGGCGGGCCAGCAGCUGGUCCUCAACUUCUACGCCUUCAAGGAGAACCGCCUGCCCUUCUGCGUCAAGGUGCGGGACAACGGCCAGGAGCCUUGCGGCCGCCUCUCGUUCCUCAAGGAGUCCCGGGGCACCAAGGGCCUCGCGCCCACCGCCGUCUGCAACCUCAACAUCACGCUGCCCCCGCUCAAGAAGGAAAUGGAAUCAGAUCCCGAGGAUGAGAACGAAAAGCCCGAGAGACGCCAUACCUUUGCCUCCCUAGCCUUACGUAAGCGCUACAGCUAUCUGGCCCCGCCUGCACUGAAGAGCGCGGUUGAGCGCGGAGCAGCAGCGAGAACACUGCCUGCUGGUCACCCUCACAAACCUGUCUUUCCAACCCGACCUUUCUCCGCGUGGUCGACUGCUCCUAUUACCGUCCCUGGUCAAACGCGGCUCGUCGGACUGGGGGGCCCCGGGCCCCGUGGCGCUUCGCCAACAGGCUCGCCAGGUUCUUCUCCACUGAAGUCCUGCUGGCCCCUGUCCUCCCCCUGCCCCAUCUCCCCAGCGUCCAUCAGAACCCUCCUGGGAGCCCCUCCCCCGGUCCCGUACAUCACCUCCCCGGUUCAGUCCCCCAGUGAAGUAGCAUCCUCCUCCCCCAUUCGGACUUAUAGAACUAUGGCGUCACCCAUCAAGACAGUGGUCCAGCAGGGACAGUUCCCUGUGCAGGGGUCUGCCAGCCUGGUGUCCUCUGGCUGCCCGAGCAAACAGGCCACCGACCCGGCCUCUAUCAAAAGUCUUGCUUCCGCUUACACUUCGAGGACUUCCCCAGUGCACGCCUCUGCCAGCGGCUCUGUGGUCGACAGAUCGCUGGCCGCGCACAGCACGCCAACGUCUCCAAAGACGUCUGUGAACAUGUACAAUUCUGGUCUCCCUUUUAAAUCUGUCCUAGGUUCCACGCAUACAACAGACGCAUUGUCGACGUCUCUCUCUGCUGCUAAAUCCAUCUCCAGUUUGUCCUUAAUGCAAAGCUCUGUCGACUCAACCCUAGCGUCCCAUGGAGGGCGAUCUACAGUCUCCUCUCUCUCAACCGGACAGACCACAAUCGCCUGCUCAGAUUUCUCCACUCUGAAUGGAUCCCAAUCACCCGUAAAGUUCCCAUCGUCUUCCUCCUCGCCAUCCUCGCCUUCCUCACGCCUCUUCUCCGACAGGAGUAGCAGCCUCCAGGACAGAAUCCAGGCCACCACCCAGGCGGCAACCUCCAGCGCCAGUGCAGCCAUAAACGAAGCCAUAAACUCGUGCUCCGCCUCAGGCUACGGCACUCUCAAAUCCAUGUCCUCCACACAUAGAUCUGCAGCCUCCAGCUCUGCUUACGGCUCCUAUAGAUCUGCAAAUGCCAGCUUGCCAGCGUCCUCCAGUAGCACGGCGGUACCAGUGUACUCCAGUAGCAUGACCGUACCAGUGUACUCCCUCGUCAACGUGCUGCCCGACUCCCCCGUCAAACCAGGACCAGGCUCCCUCAAAAUGUCCCUGCCCGGUCCUUCCCAUGCCGGCAUGCCCUCGUCGUCUCUGACUUCCUGUGUCACCUCGUCUAAAAUCAACUCUCAGCUGAAGUCCCCUCCGUUCAUCACGCCGCCGGUCAUCCACACGACGGCAACGUCCAACCAGGACAUACUGAGGGACGUAGCGAACAUGAAGGAGGAUCUGAUGCGUAUGACCGCCAUCCUGCAGACAGACACACAUACAGCGGCUAAAACCGUGCAGACGUCUCACAGCGGAACCCCCAAAGAAAUGAGGUUAGAGGAUGAGGAGCCGUACACUUUAGUGGAAAAGGUCAAGGAGGAUUUAGUGAAAGUCAGUCAAAUAUUACAAACAGAUAUUUUAAUGGAAGGUAAAGCAAGGGCCACUAAAAAGAGAGGUUUGGCCGAUGAGUGGGAGGAAUUCUCUAAUGGGGAGAUUGAGGAAGCACAGAGAUGCUCUCUGCCAGAGUACAAUCCUCCUUUUGAUGCAAACACUCAACCAGUCAGGCCCCAGUCUGUGCCAGUCAGAGACUUUGACUUGUCUAGGGUAAUAGAUUACCUAGCCAAUGACAUUGGCGCUAGCUCUUUGUCUAAAAUGGCAGAGGUCAGAAGUAGGCUGGAGGAGGAAGCAAAGAUAGAAGAAAAACAGAAGCGCGUUCUGAAGCCGGCCAUGUCCUUACAGGACCACAAGCUGAAGAUGCCUCCGCCUGGGUCGGGAAUGCGCACCUCGCCCUCAGAGAAAGACCUCAGUAAACUGGCAGAGUCCUACCAGACGGCGGACGCGCCCCUGGAGUCCCCUGAGGACCUGUCCCACGAGCAGGAUAAGAGCCCCCUGUCAGACAGUGGCUUCGAGACCAGGAGUGAGAAGACGCCUUCUGCGCCUCAGAGCGCAGAGAGCACCGGUCCGAAGCCCCUGUUCGCCGACUCCCCCAUCCCCCCCUGCGUCACUGAGACCAGAACAGAGGUCCACAUCAGGAGCUACGAGCAGCCAGAUGACCUCUGUGAGCCUUUGCUGGUGGAGGAAGCUGCGACGGCUUACCCCCGUAUGGAGUCAGACAUGGCCUCUCCGAGCCCCCUCACGGAUAGGGUCAAAGCCCUUCAGGUCAAUAUGUCAGAGGAGGACUCAAUGAUGAGCAAAAGCAUGUGCCUAAAAGAGGAAACUCACAUCACGACCACUACUAGAAUGGUCUAUCACCAGCCCCAGAUAGCUGAAGGAGCAGACAUGAUGGAGGAGUCGAUGUCCGUUCGAGACAUCAUGAAGGCAUUUCAGUCAGGUAGAGAUCCAUCGAAAGACCUGGCGGGCCUUUUUGAACACAAAGCCAGCCAGGAUUCUGUCAAAGGAGAUGAACUCACUCCACGGUUUCUUGACAAAGACACUAAAUCCAAACAGAAGGUGGAGAGGAUUAUAGAGGUUCACAUAGGAAAGGGCCACAGCGCCACGGAGCCGACCGAGGUCAUCAUCAGAGGGAGCAAGAAGCACCCAGAGCUCUACGCUUACAAAGGCGACCGCGGCAUCAGGGAGCUCAGUGAUUAUGACCAACAGGAAGAGGAGGAGCUGACCGCAGAGGAAGCCUUGCCUUCCUUCCUGGAAACCUCUCGUGUGAACACCCCACUGUCGCAUGAAGAAGACAGCCGCCCAAGCUCUGCUCAACUGAUGGCAGACGACUCGUACAAAGCUCUGAAGCUUCUGAGCCAGAAUUCCAUAGAAUACUGUGAUGAUGAGCUGUCAGAAAUCAGAGGGGAGUCCUACAGGUUUGCAGAGAAAAUGCUUCAUUCAGAGAAACUAGACCCAUCUUCACAAUCACCCUCAGACACAGAGGAUUCAGCCAUGACGGCCGACCAAACCCAUGGCAGCGCAGAGGCCAUGAGUCAACAGCAGGGAAGCCCCAAAAAGCAGUUUUCCUCCAGGACCCCAAAAGAAGGGUCUCCUAAAUCAGGGAAGUUUUCCUCCAACAGAGAGGAACAGGCUCAGUUUGAUAAAGUUACUGUGCUGCAUUAUUCAACAGAUCAGGGCAGCCCCAAACACGCCGUGUGGAUGCGGUUCACAGAAGAUAAGCAUGAUAGGAGCAGAGACAACCUGCUCUAUGAGGACAGAGUGGACAAGACUGUGAAGGAAGCUGAGGAGAAACUGAGUGAAGUGUCACAGUUCUUCCGUGACAAAACAGAGAAGCUUAAUGAUGAACUUCAGUCCCCUGAGAAGAAACCUAUGAGGAGGUCCGGGCAGGGCGCUCACUCUGGGCCCAGCUCGGCCGGCAGCAGUCCUGAGAGGAGCCAACACAAGCUCCCGGCAGGAGAGGGCUGGAGUAAAAGCGAUGUCAGGGAGCCGUUUGUGAGCAAGAUGUCCGGUAGCAACGCUUCAAGUGACAGGAAUGGCUCUAGUUUACCCAGCAGUCCGGAGCCAAGUGUCUUUUCACGCCUCAGUGAGAGUACAGUUAAACCCCCUAGUAAGAUCAGCGAGCCCGCUCCGUCGUCUCCGGUGGCGGGUAAAUCCACAUCGAAGGUCAGCUCUGUGAGAAUGAAGUUUGAAGCUGAGGCUCAGAAACAAAGUCAGCCUAGUGCAGCAAAGAUCCCUCCCCCAGUGCAGCCCAAACCCUCGGUGAGCAAACUUCCUGUCUACCAGCUAUCAGGAGCAGGCCGGACCACCAAGGCAUCUGAAGUCUCAGGGGACAGUAGCCCACCUACUACCAGGGAAAUCAGUAAGGCAACAUCUCCCACCCUGAAACCAAUAGAGGACAAGCGGUCCAACGUUUCAGACGCAUCCCUGAAAAGAAAAAUGAGUGAUGCUGAAACUGACAAAUCUAUAUGUAAAGGCAAAGACAAUGUCGCUUAUCAGCAACUUAAAGAAAUUAAAGAUAAGAAAGCUCUGGUAUUACCAACUGCCACAUAUGACACUAAAAACGAGAAUUACCAUGAAGCUCAAAAGCCCCACCAAUACACAAAAGUUGGAAGUGUCUCUAAAAAGGUUGAGGCUGAGGUAUUAAGAAAAGACAGCGAAAAACCGGUCAACCAAAACAUAAGACAAAAGUCAGAAUCUCAGAUUCCUAUUCGAGCAGUCUCCUCCCCAGCUGAUAGUGAUCUUCAAAAGAAACUAACUGUAACCAAACCGUCCCAGAUACCAACAUUAGCUAAGAGCAGAAUAGAGACGGGCCCUGAGACAACCCUGCCCCUACUGGAUGAACAUCUUACUAACAACACAUUUGAGAUUUUAGAUAAUGCCCCCAGAGACUCCAACUCAAAUAAGCUUCCAAGUCCUGCAGAAACACUAGAAAAGAUCAUCGGCCCCCCGAUGACUUCAACGACCAAAGAGAACUUCAAGGGCAUCGAAACCCUCCCAGUUUAUGCAGGUGUCCAGUUGGGCAGACAAGCAGAAAGAGAGGCGAAGGGAGGGCUUUACACGGUAAAACAGAAGUCCUGCAUGGCCCUCAGCCCCAUCAGCCCUGACGAUGACACCCUAGAGCAGGUCUCCUUCAUGGACAGCUCUGGGAAGAGUCCGCUCACUCCAGAGACCCCCAGCUCUGAGGAGGUGAGCUACGACCUCACAGCCAGGACCCCCGAUUGCUUCGGAGACUUUUUACCAGGGAAUACUAGCCCUAUAAUGGAGGUUUCUGAGGAUUCAGAGGAAGACCACUGCAAAUCUAGUUUCUCUUUUAAAGAGGCCUUACCAAGAAAACCAGAUAGUAAAACCGUUGAAGCCAAUCAAGCUGAUGUUUAUAAUUCUAAUCAGGAGCAAAAGAAAGCGAUAGACAAUCAGACAGAAUCUGAAUCUUAUUUAAACCAGCAUGAUACAUCAGACAACGCAAAUGAGUACAAGACAGAGCAAGAGCAGCAAACUGUAUCUAAAGACAAAGGUGUUGCAUAUAUAGAGUUUCCACCUCCUCCCCCUCUCGAUUCAGCCUCUGAACAGUCAGAUGUAGAGAGGAAAGGUUCCUGUAACUCUUCAGGAACUGAGACGGAGAUGAUGGAGGUGAACUUGCAGGAAGAGCAUGAUAGGCAUCUACUGACUGAGCCAAUCAUACGCAUCCAGCCGCCCACCCCCGUGCUCACAGAUGCUGAUGACAGCCAAUCAAAUGCUGAGGAUGACGGGGACGACGUGUCAGUCUUCCAGCCUGUACCUUAUAAGCAUUCAACCCUCCCUGAAGAGGAGAAGGUCAAGGUGGGUUCCAAACCCAAAAAACAGGACAAAAAUGGGAACAACAAAGAACCCAACGGUGGAACCGAGGGAACCAACGGCUCCUACGGUUCCGAUGGUUUAAAUGGCAAAGAGGGAGAAGAGGGUGAUGGUGAACAGAACGGGAACGACCAGUCGAUCACAGACUGCUCCAUCGCCACCACCGCUGAGUUCUCCCAUGACACGGACGCCACGGAGAUCGACUCGCUGGACGGGUACGAGCUCCAGGACGAGGACGACGGUCUGUGUGAGCAGGCAGACUCUCGGCUGUUCGGCCUCCCGGACAGCAGGAGGGACGUCUGGGCGACCGAAUCCUUCCGCUCCACAGACAGGUCCUUCCCCCCCACCAAACUAGAAGCCAUCGAGGAGGAGAAAUCUCCAGAGGAAAUUGUAAAGAAUGACUCUCAGAACGGCUCCCCCUCGGUUGGGGAGAAGACCGAGGACGUUUGUGAAGACGCGGAGAAGAAGCCCGCGGACAAAGAGGGCUUCUCUGACACUUACUUUAGCUAUAAACUCGAGGAAGAAUUUAACUCCACGUUCAAGACGGUGGCGACCAAAGGGCUGGACUUUGACCCCUGGCCUUCCAAAGGCGAGGAGGACGUGGUGGUGGACAUGGCGGAGCCCAGAGACAUCAACGACGAGCCCAAGCCUUUCGGACUGGCCGCCGACGAACACUCACAGAACACCACGCCUGACACCACCCCCGCGCGAACGCCCACCGACGAUAGCACGCCGACAAGCGAGCCGAACCCCUUCCCCUUCCAUGAAGGGAAAAUGUUUGAGAUGACACGCAGCGGUGCGAUUGACAUGAGCAAGAGGGACAUGGUGGAGGAGAGGCUCCAGUUCUUUCAGAUUGGCCCACAGAGCCCCUGUGAGAGGACGGACCUCCGGAUGGCCAUAGUGGCGGACCACCUGGGACUCAGUUGGACUGAGCUGGCCCGGGAGCUGGACUUCUCUGUGGAGGAGAUCAACCACAUCCGCGUGGACAACCCCAACUCCCUGACGGCGCAGAGCUUCAUGCUGCUCAAGAAAUGGGUCCACAGGGACGGCAAGAGCGCCACCACGGACACGUUAACUGCAGUGCUGACUAAGAUCAAUCGUUUGGAUAUUGUGACUUUGCUGGAAGGGCCUAUAUUUGACUAUGGUAACAUUUCAGGCACACGGUGUUUUGCCGAUGAUAACGCAGUAUUCCUGGAUCAGUCCGAUGGUUAUCAGAGCGUAGAUCAGGAGCUGCAGACUCCCGCGGCGUUGAGCUACCAGCCCCCCACCCCGCUGACCAACGACUACUUCUUCGGCGAGGGCGACCCUAGCGUAGACUCGGAGCCCGGCUGGUUCGCCCCCGCCCGGCCCAGCGACCUCUCCCUCCCCGAGACCACCCGGGACCCCCCCGCCGCGGGCCCCCCCCCCACCGUGCUCCCCGAGGACACCUCCCUCAGCAGGGGGAGUCAGGGGGAGGGCCCGGGGGUCCGCUGCGAGGGGCCGGAUAACGAGAGGCGGGGCUUUAGGGAGGAGCCCCCCCAGGUCUUCCAGGAGACCCCCGAGUCGGCCCCAGCCCCCCUAGAGGAGCAGGCAGGGGGGGCCCGGCCCGGGGGCGCGGCCGUAGACACCGGCGCUGACAGGAGAGAGGAGCUGGCUAGCGGAGGGAGGGUGGAGGAGGAGGAGGAGGAGGAGGAGGAGGAGGAGGGGGAGAUGACCCAGGAGAAGAUCAGGAGUCUGCUGGAGGACAUCAGGCUGGAGGGGGGGGGCUCGGGGGACGAGGAGAUGACGGAGGAGAGGGUGAACGCCAUCCUGGACCAAGUGCGCCAGGCAGAGACAGACGUGUGUUCAGUUCCAGGCUGGCAGAGCGACGCCCCGGCCGCGCCCGCCCCCGUGGCCACGCCCGGCCCUGAGGCCACGCCCCCAGCAAAGGACGGAAGCAGUCCUGAGUGUGGGCCCGCCUCCUCGGGGUCCAAGGCUCAGAGGAAGGGCCGUGAUGAAGAGGAGGAGAGCAGGAAGAAGAGCGCGCCCUCUCAGCACACCCCCCAGGGAGGAGCUAGCGCGUCCAGCUCUGAGGAGGAGACCAUCACCACCAGGGUGUACCGCAGGAGGGUGGUCCUCAAGGGGGAACAGGCCCGCAACGUUCCUGGGGAGAGUGUGACCGAGGAACAGUUCAUAGACGAGGACGGGACCCUGGUCACCAGAAAAGUGAUCAGGAAGGUGGUGCGGCGCCAGGAGAGGACGGGGGAGGGCGGAGCUGCUGGGGACGGUGACGGGGCUGCUGCUAGUGGUGCUGGUGGUGGUGCUGGUGGAGGAGGAGGUGGAGGAGGAGGUGGAGGAGGAGGGAAGGGCAGGAAGAGAGGCAAGCGGUCCCGGGGGGGGCCCCGGGCAGACGGCCCCGAGGAGGAGCCCGGCAGAGACGGCCCUGCAGGCAGCGAGGGCCAGAGGGCCCCCAAGGGAAAGCAGGGGCGUAGGAAGGAGAAGGCUCAGUCCUAAUGGUGGCGGCGGAUCCUCCCGGUCCACGGACCCCUGGACGGCCCAGACCCCUGAACCCCUGAACCCCUGAACCCCUGAACCCAGAGAACCAGGGAAAAUUUGACUUAAUACGCAUGGUGUUCAGCGAGACUAAAACACACACAAGAAUGAAAACAAGAGAAAGAAUCCAUUUUCUGAGUUCGCAUGAGCAUGUCACCAAACUCACUUCCUGUCCAAACUGUUAAUGAAACAAGAUGGAGGCGACCCGCACCGGGCCUCACACACACACACACACACACACACACACACACACACACACACACACACACACACACACACACACA